AUGGGUCUUUCAUUCUCGCUACUCUUGUCUGCUUGGAAAGAAGUCUUGACCAACCAGUUUGUCAGUUUCAAGAACCCUAUCGAGAGGUUUCUUCAAGUCAGAUCCUUUGGCUUGACAUCAAGAACCAAUAGUUUGAAGAGUGAAAUGCCGGAAAACUCUUCCAAGACCGGUUUGGAGAGAUCUUUGAGCUUCAACAACUGGGAGACUCCAAUAGAAGCCAAGAAUGAAGUCACUGAACCGAUAAACCAGGAAGAAGAUGUUAAGAUUCUCGAGACGAAGAAGAACAAGCGCAACUCUUUGAAUGGACGAACCUGCGAGAGAAUCCAAAUAACGAAACCCACGAUUGUUCCUCCUAAGCCUUUUGUCUUCUUCUCCCCAAGACCGGUCACUGAGCUUGACGCAGCUGCAACUACGGUACAGAAGGUUUACAAGAGUUACCGGACAAGAAGAAACCUAGCAGAUUGCGCGGUUGUCGUUGAGGAGCUCUGGUGGAAGACUCUUGAUGCUGCAGCUCUGAAACUGAGCUCGGUUUCCUUCUUUGAAGAAGAGAAACAUGAAACCGCUGUUUCCAAAUGGUCAAGAGCUAGAACACGAGCUGCUAAGGUUGGAAAAGGCUUGUCAAAAGAUGAAAAAGCUCAGAAGCUCGCUCUUCAGCAUUGGCUUGAAGCUAUUGACCCACGCCAUCGUUAUGGCCAUAACUUGCACUUCUAUUACGAUGUCUGGUCAGCAAGCAUGAGUGCACAACCGUUCUUCUAUUGGUUGGACGUUGGCGAUGGAAAAGAUGUAAAUCUUGAACACCACCCAAGAAGUGUUCUGCAAAAAGAGUGCAUUAAAUAUCUCGGACCAAUUGAGAGAGAGGCAUAUGAAGUGAUAGUAGAAGAUGGGAAGCUAAUGUAUAAACAGAACAUGACUCUGGUCAAUUCGACAGAGGAAUACAAGUCGAUUUUCGUACUUAGCACCACUAGAACUUUAUACGUAGGGCAGAAGAAGAAAGGUGUGUUCCAACACUCGAGUUUCUUGUCUGGAGGCGCCACAACCGCUGCAGGAAGAUUAGUCGCCCGCGAUGGGAUCCUCGAGGCUAUAUGGCCUUAUAGUGGACACUACCUCCCAACAGAAGACAACUUCAAGGAGUUCAUAAGUUUCCUAGAAGAGAACAAUGUUGAUCUCACCAAUGUUAAGAGGUGCUCUGUGAAUGAGGAAUACUCAUCAUUCAAAUACGAAGAAGAAGCAGAGAGUAAACCUGAAGAGACCAUCAUUACAGAGGAGAAAGAAGAAGAGAAAGAGAGAGAAAGACCGGUGUUGGAGCUGGCGAAGAGGCUAUCUUGCAAAUGGUCAAGUGGGGUUGGUCCAAGAAUUGGGUGUGUUAGAGACUAUCCAAUGGAGCUGCAGUCACAAGCAUUCGAACAAGUCAGUUUGUCUCCUCGGAUUACGUCUGCUUCCGCACGUUUUCCGUCACCAUACGGUCCAAUUCCAUCUCCAAGGCCUAGUCCGCAAGUAAGAGUGUCUCCACGCUUGGCCUACAUGGGAAUCCCAAGCCCUAGAGUUCAAGUAAACUGUUAG
Messenger RNA from Microthlaspi erraticum, 1560 nucleotides. The record is from the annotation of a GenBank genome assembly. NCBI's taxonomy places the organism in Eukaryota, Viridiplantae, Streptophyta, Magnoliopsida, Brassicales, Brassicaceae.